AUGUGUGCGGAUGACGUCAAUCGUUCGAGAGGGAUAGCCGGAACGCAUCCCAAUGAUGUCAUUCUUUCUGAACGUGCACAUUUGGACGUGUUUGCCUCAGAUAACCGGAAGACAGGCCAUCGGAGUUUCAACGUACUUGCUCAAGUGCUCGAACGUCCACCUCGACCCGGACAAGCGGUCGUUGAUCUUGGUGAAGAGGCUGAAUCUGCACAAGGGAUUGUCGAUCUUGGUGCCGAAGAAGCGAGAACGACUGCAGGAGGAGGAGGGGGAGGGGGCGCGGAACUAGUAUACGCUCCGGCGCGUAAGGCGGAUUUGAUCUCGCGGGCGAGGUGGGAUUUGUUGGGUGAUAAUGUGUAUUGA
Laccaria bicolor S238N-H82 is the source of this 360-nucleotide messenger RNA. RefSeq lists its product as uncharacterized. The record is from RefSeq and is a predicted model, not a curated record. Bases 1 to 360 code for a protein of 119 amino acids. The transcript has 2 exons. Lineage: Eukaryota; Fungi; Basidiomycota; Agaricomycetes; Agaricales; Hydnangiaceae.